AUCAGGCAAUUUAACAAUUAUAAUUAAAAUGAAUCAGCUACACUAAAAAUUAUUAAAACUGAGCUUUUCUAAGAAUCUUCUCUAAUCAGUAUGAUUUGGGAGACAGAGAGAACAGACAGCUUGGCCUUAGCUGCCACGCCCGAUGUCUAACCUGCGUCUGGACGAACUCAGUAGUGGAUCUGGAAACCCCGUACAAAGUCUCUCUUCAAUCCAAAAAUUGUUCUUCCUUGGCAGGGGGAGCAGAAAAAGUCCCAAAAAACCAAUCUUGGUCUUGCAGUUGUCUUUAGAAGCAGGAGCUGGAACAGUGGUGAGGAAACCCAGAUGACCUGGGCAGAUGAGCUGCAGUGGAAAGUCCCCGACUCUCCCGUCUCUCUGGCAAACUGCCAGCAAACACCCUGAAGCACUAAAUCUGCCUGAAUCCUUCUUCCCAUUCAUUGGCCAUGGACUGUAUAGAUCCCAUUCUGAGCUUUGCCAAAGAGAUCUACGCGCUGGCUGAGAGAGUGAAAGCCAAUAAGAAACGCUGCCACCGUGUUUCUGUCCGAGUAAAAGCCUUGGAGGAGCUGGUAAGGUCUAUCCAAAAGAGCGAAGCAGUCAGGACCUCUGUGGAGGUAGGAAAUGCCCUCAAGGAACUGUCCAUCACUCUGGAAUCAGCACAGAAGCUCAUUAAAAAAUAUGCAUCGGCCAACAUGCUGGAGCGCAUCCUGAAUUCCAACACCCAUGGAGACGAGUUCAGCAGUGUGAACGAACGUCUUAAUGAUGCCUUCCAGAUCCUGUCUGGAGCUCAGCAGGUGGAGCACGGCAACUUGCUAUACAGGGUGUUUGAACUGACCUCCAGAGAAAAAGAAGAUGAGUGUGAUGGGAAGGAGGAUGACAAGGAGCUGCAGAAGUUGCUGCUGGAGUACAAGAAAGAUCAGGAGAGACAAUUUGAAUAUGUCAAAGUCAACGUGGAGAAAAUCGUGGAGAUUUUGAACAAGCCCAAAGUCACUAGUGUGGACAUCCGAAUGAUUAAACCAGACGAGUUGAAGUACGGAUAUCCCAAAACACCUUUCAUGACAACAUCUACCUCCGAGGUCUACAAAGGAGAGUAUCGUGGAUUUACAGUGGCGAUCAAGAGAUAUACCGACCCCGUGAACACCAGCCCACGAGAGGUUAGGUCUAUUUUCAAUAAGGAGGUUGACACGAUGAAGCGGUUUGAAUCACCCAACAUCCUGCGAAUGUUUGGUAUCUGUGUCCGCGAUGAGAAUGGACCCAACCCUGAGUUCCUCAUCGUCAUGGAAUACUGUGAGAAAGGAAGUCUUCGACAGCUUCUUGGCUCUGGUUGCAAACUGUCCUGGACCAAGAAAGCUCGUAUGUGUCUGGAUGCAGCACAAGGACUCUAUCGACUGCACCAGACAGAAGAAAAAAGUAAUGUUCAUGGAUGCAUCAACAGCUGCAAGUUCCUUGUUGCUGAAGGCUACAGAGUCAAGCUUGGAGGUUUUGAGCUGUCGAAAACAGAGACAUCACUGAAAAAGCAGACGAAGGAUAAGGACGUCAGGUCCCUGUGCUACUCCUCUCCCCAGAUGCUCAACGACGUUAACCACGUCUACAGCAAAGAGUGUGAGAUGUACAGUUUUGGAAUCGUCCUGUGGGAAGUUGCAACUCGCGAGAAACCUUUUGAAGGUUAUUCAGAUAAACAAAUUUAUCAGAAAGUGUGCCACGAGAAAUAUCAACAACCGCUUCCCGAUGACUGUCCUGAGCCACUGGGGCAGCUGAUCAAUGCCUGCCGGGACUAUGAUAGCUUCCAGAGGCCAUCUGCUGGAGUGCUGGUGGACAAACUGCGCAGUGUGGUGGCACAGAUGGAGGAGAAGAAAGAAACCCAACUUUGAAUAAAACUGGCCUGUAAUUUCAGCAAACACAGUUCCAGUCAAAAGUUUGGACACACUUGCUUAUUCAGCGGUUUUUCAUUAUUUGUCUAUUUUAAAGCAGAUGCCAGCAGUAUUGAAUUGCACACUUGGAUUUAUAUUGUAGGCAACAGAAGUGAAGGCAAAAAACAAAAACAACAACAAAACACCCUUUGCUUUGAUAACAACUUUGAAUAUUCCUAAUCCUCCAACCAGCUUUACAAGGUCAUAUCACCAGGAGCUUUUUCAGCAGACAUUUAUAUAGUUUGACUAUACACUAAACACGAAAAUUACUCAAAGAGUACUCUGCCAAAGCUGCUCAGUCGUUAUAUGAUUUCUGACGGAUGAAAUCUUUAAAUAAUUUGUGGUCCGCAGCGGUUGAUUUGUAGUAGGAUUGCAAUCAUGUGAUCGUCAGCAGAUAGCAGAUGCAGUGUUUACUUUUAGUCAUAGUUACAGUGAUGCCAUGCCACUAUCUCACAUGACACAGAAAUCUUUAGCAAAUCCGUGAAUCCAGACAAUAAGCCGCAUCACUGCCAAAAUUGAAUCAGUUGGUCCUUGUGUCUUUUCUGACCUUCCUGUAAAAUUUCAUCCAAAUCCAUUAUUCCAUUUUGAAUAAUGUUGCUAACAGACAGACAGACAGACAGGAAAAACCAACAUAGUGUCUUAGUAGUGUGGUGGUCCCCCAAGCUCAGCCACGACAGCUUCAAUGCAUCUCGGCACUGACUCACCAAGCCUCUGGAUCUUUACUGGAGAAAUGAACAGUGUUCUACCAAAAGAUGUUACCUCAUUUGGUGUUUUGAUGAAAGUGGUAGGAAGGGCUGUUUGACACCGUGGUUCAAAACCUCCCAUAGAUGUUUAACUGUGUUGAGAUCUGGUGACUGUGAAAAUUCUAGCAUAUGAAUCCUAUAAUCCACUCAGUGACUCCUCGUGACCUAAGGGUAGUGUCAUUGUCAACCUGGAAGAGGGCACUACUGCCAGGAUAGAAAAGUUUCAUCAUAAGAUAUAGGUGAUCACUCAGAAUUACUUUAUAUUGAUUUAUAGUGACCCUUCACUCUAAAAGGCCAGGUAGACAUAAACCAUGGCAGCAGAUGUCCCCCAACCUCCUAACAGAUGACUGAAUCCCCUCACUGUAGAGUCAAACGUUCAGGGUUUUCCUUUGUAUUCGAGACAUUUGACUAUGUUUUCUCCAGAACUCGUAAAAUGGUAGAACAAAGUUUGGAAAUAUAACUGACCAUCCAAUAUAUAGUUUGAUUCAUGUUUUUUCUCCCCUCCUUCGCUGUCCUGCUGAUGUUGAUGUUGAGGCUUUAUCCUGACAUUGGACACAUUCGUGUUUGAGCAGAUAGACUGCUGUAGCUAAAACUUUCGUCUUUGUUUUGUCUUUUGUGCUCACACUGAGUUUGUGUUAGAAUCUGUGUUGUGCGAUGAGGUGGUUGCUUCUCUAUGUUAGGAAAUAUUUCUAAGCUAAUGUUAGCUAGUGUUGGACACUGCUGGCACUGUAGGGUAGUGGAAGAAAGGGAUUGAGGCAAGGUACCAUAAACAUCACAAACAUCCUUUAGAUAUUCCUGUUUGCAUGAAUAUCAGGUGUUACACCGGACUUUAAAGCAGACAAGAAAUUCCACUAGUUACCCUUUGACAAGGCUUACCUGUUAAUUAAAAGCUAUUCCAGGUGACAGUUUUCAUGAACAUGGUGAUGAUAAUGUGCAAAGCUGUCAUCACUGCAAAGAAACUAAACAGCAUACUGAAACAUAUUUUGCUGUCUUUACAUGUUUUUCACACUACAUAAUUCCGUGUUUUAUUUCAUAGUUUUGAUGUCUCUAGUUUGUUUCUGGGCUGCACAGUGGCUUGAUGGUUAGCACUGUCACCUUGCAGCUAGAAGAUCCCUGGUUCGCCUUCCCAGGAUCUUUCUGCAUCGAGUUUGCAUGUUCUCUCUGUGCAUGCAUGGAUUUUCUCUGGUCCUCCCACAGUCCAAAACAUGCUGAGGUUCAUUGGUGACUCUAAAUGGUCCGUAGUUGUGAAUGUGAACGUGAUUGUUUGUCUCUAUAUGUAGCCCUGUGAUAAACUGGUGACCUGUCCAAGGUGUCUCCUGCCUUCACCCUAAAUCAGCUGGGAUUGAUUCCAGCCCCCUGCGACCCUAAUAAGGAUUAAACGGUAUAUAGUUAAUAGAUGGACAAUUUGUUUCUACGCUGUGGAAAAUAGCAAAAAUAAACAACUGAAUGAGUACAUGUGUCCAAAUGUUUGACUGGGACUGAUGUAAUAUGCAAGCUUGUUUACAAUGAUAGUAAAAGCCAUAAGUUUCUUUGCUUUUUUUUUUUUCAACUGUGUCUUGGAUGGGCAUGAAUUUUUAUGUAUCUUCUUACUGCCAGGGUGUCUUGUUUGAGUAGCUUUAUAGCUUGUUUAAGCUAUAAGGCUAAUGAACUGAUUCUAUAUAAUCCUGCUAAAAUAACUGGGGCUUUGUGCAACUCGGUGUGCAGCUGUAUUUUACAGCUCUGAACCACAGACUGGCUGUUUUUUACUGCUCUGCCUCCACCUAGUGUUUACUGGUACCCAGUACUGUAUAUUUUCAAGGUGAACAUGCUAAUUUCAUGUGUCAUGUGAAGUCUGUAUUUUUGUUUACUUUAGCUUCACGAUUGAUAAUCUCAGUUAAAAAAAGAAGUGAUGAUUGAUGCAACAGGAAUAUUGAUGUUUAUAUGCUAAAACUACUUGUAAUUUCUGGCAUUACUUGUCCUUGCUUGACUAUACUGCUUUUUUAUUUGCAUGUAUACUUUAUUCUGUUUGCACAUGGGAUUUUUUGCAGCUCUGGUUCUAUAAAUGGGAAACAAGAAAGGCACUCAGAGAAUGCAAUUCUCUGCUCAGUUGUAUCAUUUCCAAGGGUUGAAAUCUUGAAAAAAAUUGCGGCAGAUAUCCUGGCAACAUGGAAUGUGGCCAUUUAAGAGAUGUACCCACAAACAAAAUGACCUUACAUGGAGCACAGGCAUGUGUUAGGCAUGUGUACUAUAUACAGAAACCGAAUCGUGUGACCUAAAUAUGUAGCAGGCAGCUGCAAUUGAUGGGACUCUGACACACCCACACAAAUUUAAUCAAUUGUUCCUUGUAUCAUUUCCAACGGAUAAGUCAUGAAUAAGUCCACAGCGGUCAAUUUGUAGUUGGAUCCCCAUCAUGUGAUCGUCAGCAGGCAGCUGAGGUAGUGUUCACUUGUAGUCAUAGUUACAGUGAUGCUGUGCCACUAUCUCGCAGUGAUACAGAAUUCUUUAACAAAUUUGUGGAUCCAGACUAUAAGCAGCAUCACUGACAAAAUCUAAUCACUUGGUCCUUGUGUCAUUUCUGACCUUCCUUGAAAAUUUCAUUGAAAUCUGUUAGUCCGUUUUUGAGUAAUGCUGCUAACUGGCAAACAGACGGACAAAGGUACGUCAAUUGUCACAUAACUCUGCCGUUCCUUGGCGGAGUAACAGAUGAAAUGGCUCUGACUAAUUAGCAAGACACCAUUCAGCAUGUCCUGUGCACCUUUAAGUUUGCAUGUAUUCCAAAAAAAAUAAAAGAUUUUAAUCUUG
Messenger RNA from Amphiprion ocellaris (clown anemonefish), 5428 nucleotides. Its product is annotated as mixed lineage kinase domain-like protein. NCBI's taxonomy places the organism in Eukaryota, Metazoa, Chordata, Actinopteri, Pomacentridae. Gene Ontology annotation, biological process: protein phosphorylation; cell surface receptor signaling pathway. The coding region runs from base 441 to 1865 and encodes 474 amino acids. The transcript is spliced from 12 exons. The record is from RefSeq and is a predicted model, not a curated record. Gene Ontology annotation, molecular function: protein kinase activity; ATP binding.